GGGAGAGAGUGCGCUCCGUGUUCUGCUGCUCGAGAUGGAUUUCACAGGAUCUUUCUGCUCGGGAUUAUCGCGUUUGGCUUUUAGCAUCGCAGCUGGAGUUGGAGUAUGAUUCACAGACAGCUCGUGCUGUCCCAGUAACUCCUGACCUUCUCCUCAGGGUUUGAUGUGCUUUGAGUCGUGAAUCAUUAUGCUGCUACACCUGUGUAGUGUAAAGAACCUGUACCAGAGCAGGUUUCUGGGUCUGGCGGCCAUGGCCUCGCCGUCACGGAGCUCUCAGAGCCGGCGUCGGUGUAAGAGCGAGACACGCUUCAGCUCGGCUCGAUCCACCAGCGACACGGACCUGGUGUCCUUACAGAGCCGCUCCACGCUGACCGUCAGCUCCUCCCUCUACUGCAUCGGCCAAUCAGAAGACAUGCUCAUCUGCUGGGACAUCAGAGAGGAAGUGGACGCCGGAGACUGGAUCGGCAUGUACCUCAUCGACGAGGUUCUGUCAGAAAACUUUCUGGACUAUAAGAGUCGUGGUGUGAGCGGCUCCCACAAAGGCCAGAUCGUGUGGAGAAUCGAUGCCAGCUUGUACUUCAUGGAGGCUGAGACCAAGGUGUGCUUCAAAUACUAUCAUGGUUUGAGUGGAGCGCUUAGAGCCACGACGCCGAGCGUGACGGUGCGAAACCCCUCUGCCAAUGCGCUGAAGCCUGUCAUCAGUCAGGAGCUUCCUCAGACUCUGGGCAGCAGGAGACUCAUCAGCUUCUCUCUGUCAGACGUUCAGGCAGUGGCUCUGAAGAAGGGAAUGUUCUUCAAUCCUGACCCGUAUCUGAAGAUCUCCAUCCAGCCUGGAAAGCACAGCAUCUUCCCUGCGCUGCCUCACCACGGUCAGGAGAAACGCUCAGGCAUCAUCUGCAACACGGUCAACCCCGUCUGGAAGAGAGAGCGAUUUAACUUUGUGUCCCUGCCGACGGACGUUUUGGAGAUAGAGGUUAAAGAUAAAUUUGCCAAGAGCAGACCCAUCAUCAAACGCUUCCUGGGAAAGUUAGUUGUGCCUGUGCAGAGGCUGCUGGAGAAACAUGCUAUCGGGGACCGUGUGGUGAGUUACACUUUAGGCCGACGGCUUCCAACAGAUCAUGUUAGCGGCCAGCUGCAGUUUCGUUUCGAGAUAACCUCAUCGAUUCAUCCAGAUGAUGAGGAGGUGUCCUUCAAUGUAAUGCCAGUCUUUGAUAUGACCCCUGACCAGCAGCUUGAGCAGGAGCCCAACGAGGAUCUACCACCUGCUCCUGAUCUGCCUCUGGAGGACGCAUUGAGUUUGGGACCUGAUAUUCUGGAGGCGCCUGCCGAAAGUCCUCCAGAGGUAGAGACCCAUGAUGCCUUACUGCUUACCUCUCUAGCUGAGCCCAGUAAGGAUACCCAACCAGAAGCAGAAGGAUCAGCUGAUGAGCUUGUAACAGCUCAAGGAGAAACACAAUUGAGUGAUGCCACUCAAGGAGAAACUGCGGAGCAAGAACCCGGAAAAACAGAGUCCGAGGAGAUGCAGGAGGAAACUGUGGCUGAGACUCUUUUAGAGGUACUGGAGAACCAUGAGGCUGAAGACACAGGUGAACCGACUGGAAUGGGACCAGCUGCAGAGCAUGCAGAUGUUGAAGGAGGCACAAGCUCAGAGCAGGUUGACACGAGUGUGGAAAGAGACGAGAAUGAUGAAGAACCCUGUUCGCCAAGGAUGCGAAGUGCCUUGAAGCGCAAGAGCCGGCCCUGUUCACUUCCCGUGUCCGAGUUAGAGACGGUCAUCACCUCGGCCUGUGAGGAACCAGAGACGCCACGUUCUCACUACAUCCGCAUUCAUCAUCUACUGCACAGCUUGCCAUCAGCUCAGUGCCACAAUGACAGCCAAGAUGAAGACGAGAUACUUGACCCAGAAUCUUCAGAAGAAGUCACUGUGAAACCCCAAGAGGACAAAGAGGAAGAAGACGAGGUGUCUGAAGCACAGUCUCCAUCCAUCGUGCCCGAGUGUCCUAGACCUUGUUGCAGGCGUACUCUACCACGUAGCCUCUCCAUCGAGCGCCUGUCUGAACUCAACCAACUUUUGGAGGGCGAAAGACCCUCACCUUCCACAGUACGACUGGAAAGCGAACACAUGGAAGUGGGUGGUGGAGUCGGAAGCAGGAGGGAACCUCGAGAGAGUGAGUGCGAACUGUGUGACAACUCCUGCUACAGCACUUCCUGUUACAGCACAUCCUGUUACAGCACUUCCUGCUACAGUAACUCAGGUUACGAGGGGCGUAACCACCUUUGCAGCCAUACACGCCUCUCUUCGGUUGACAGCACCCGCCUGUCGGAGAGCACCGUUUUCUCCUCGCAGGAGGAAGAGGAGGAGGAGAACAGCGCUUUUGAGUCCAUCUCGGACUCGAUACAGAGUCCAGAUAUAAGGGAGCCAGGAGACAGGUCAGUUCAUUGGAGGGCGUCAUCAUCAGAAGAAAGUCCGCAGAGAGAAGGGGAGGUGGAGAUGUCACCAGUACCUGGGCCUAGUUUUAGGUCAUCAGGCAGUUGUCAUGUGCAAUGCCGUCAUCAUGCAAUCACUCAGCUUCCUGCUUUGCGGCCUGAUCCCCAUCAUUACCCAAGUGUUGAUGAACCAUUACCACAAAACUGGGAGGCCAGGAUAGACAGUCAUGGCCGUGUUUUCUACGUGGACCAUGUGAACCGCACCACCACGUGGCAGAGGCCCAUCCAUGCAGCCAAAUGCAGCAGCAUCCGGAGAUCCGGCUCCACUCACCAGAUGGAGCAGCUCAACCGGAGGUAUCAGAACAUCCAGAGGACGAUGGCCACAGAAGAUGAACCGGCUGCUCGUGAACCUGACAGAAACGGCGGUGGAGACACAGAUGAGUCCACAGCACAAGCUGCAGAUCAGCGAAGGGAAGGUCCUUCGUCUCCUGUCAGUAAUCAGAGCGUCACGCUGAUGCUUCAGUCUCCGGCCGUGAAGUUUGUGACCCACCCAGAAUUCUUCACUGUCCUCCACGCUAACUACGGUGCGUAUCGGAUGUUUACUAACAGCACCUGCCUGAAGCACAUGAUUCUGAAAAUACGGCGAGAUGCGCGCAACUUUGAGCGAUAUCAACACAACCGCGACUUCGUCACUUUCCUCAACAAAUUCGCCGAUACUCAGCUGGAGCUGCCGAGAGGCUGGGAGAUCAAGACAGACCCGCAGGGCAAGUCGUUCUUUGUGGACCACAACAGUCGAGCGACGACCUUCAUCGACCCCAGGAUUCCCCUUCAGAACGGACGUCUGCCGAAUCACCUCACACACAGACAACACUUACAGAGACUGCGCAGCUACAGCGCUGGAGAGGCGUCAGAAGUGUCCCGCAGCAGAGGAGGGUCUCUGGUCAGCAGAGCUGGAAACGGUUUAAUAUCAGCCGUCAGGAGUCACAAACAGCCUGAUUCAGUGCCUCUAGCUUACAAUGAUAAGAUCGUGGCUUUCCUGCGUCAGCCGAACAUACUGGAGCUGCUACAGGAGCGACAGCCGAGCCUCGCCAGGGAUCACACUCUCAGGGAGAAAAUCCAUUACAUCAGAACUGAAGGUCCUCAGGGCGUUGACAAGCUGUCAUGUGAUGCUGACCUGGUCAUGCUGUUGAGUCUGUUUGAUGAGGAGAUCAUGUCGUAUAUUCCCUCUCACUCCUUCCACCCCGGCCUCAGUUUCUCUCCGCGCUGCUCUCCUGGAUCCUCGCCUCAGAGUUCACCGGGCUUGCAGAGGGCUAGAGCGCCUGCUCCAUACCGCAGAGACUUCGAGGCAAAGCUUCGCAACUUUUACAGGAAGCUGGAGGCUAAAGGCUACGGCCAGGGACCGGGAAAAAUCAAGCUCAUCAUCAGAAGGGAACAUCUACUGGAAGGCACCUUUAAUCAAGUAAUGGCCUACUCACGCAAAGAGCUCCAGAGAAACAAGCUCUUCAUCGCCUUUGUAGGAGAGGAGGGUUUGGAUUACAGCGGCCCAUCGCGGGAGUUCUUCUUCCUGUUGUCUCAGGAGCUGUUUAACCCUUACUACGGUCUGUUUGAGUACUCGGCCAACGACACGUAUACAGUACAGAUCAGCCCCAUGUCUGCCUUUGUAGAGAACCAUCUGGAAUGGUUUCGUUUCAGUGGCCGUAUUUUGGGUCUGGCUCUGAUCCACCAGUAUCUGUUGGAUGCUUUCUUCACUCGACCGUUCUACAAGGCCCUGCUCAGACUAGUGACAGAUCUGAGUGAUCUGGAAUACCUGGAUGAGGAGUUCCACCAGAGCUUACAGUGGAUGAAGGACAACGAUAUCACGGACAUCCUGGAUCUGACGUUUACAGUCAACGAGGAGGUCUUCGGACAGGUGAUAGAGCGGGAACUGAAGUCGGGAGGCUCCAAUAUCCAAGUGACGGAGAAGAACAAGAAGGAAUACAUCGAGCGCAUGGCUAGAUGGAGGGUGGAGAGAGGGGUCAUGCAGCAGACCGAGGCCCUUGUAAGAGGUUUCUAUGAGGUCGUAGACUCCCGUCUGGUUUCAGUGUUCGAUGCUCGUGAGCUGGAGUUGGUCAUUGCAGGGACAGCCGAGAUUGAUCUGAACGACUGGAGAUCCCACACAGAAUACAGAGGAGGUUACCAUGAUGGGCACGUUGUGAUUCGUUGUUUCUGGGAUGCGGUGGAGCGCUUCAAUAAUGAACAGAGGUUGCGCCUGCUGCAGUUUGUGACGGGGACGUCCAGUGUCCCCUACGAGGGCUUCGCAGCGCUCCGUGGGAGCAACGGCCUGCGACGCUUCUGCAUUGAAAAGUGGGGAAAGAUUACCUCUCUACCAAGGGCGCACACAUGCUUCAACCGUCUGGAUCUGCCUCCCUAUCCGUCGAACCCUGUGCUGUAUGAGAAACUCCUCACCGCUGUGGAGGAGACCAGCACCUUUGGUCUGGAGUGAAGAAGUGAGACUUUUUUUUUUUUUUUUUUUACUGUGAAAACAUUUUCUCGAUCCACGAGAGACUUUUUAAAGAUUUUAAACUUCACCUGAGAAUUUUGUUUAAAAUAACUUGAAAUAGCAUGUUUCUGCACUAAAAUAUUACAUAUAUAGUACUUUGUGGGAGUGUGGGGUCAAAAGAAUCAUGUAUGCAAUAUUUAAAACCUUGCUGCAUCCUACUCAUGUUUGUCCUUGCCAUCAUCCUAUUGGUUAGGCAUCAGCACAUCUACUUUCUGAUUGGAUAUUCCCUUAAAACGUGGUAAAGUGUGAUUUUCAGUGCCUGGCUAUGUUUGAAAUGGAAUACUAACAUAUUGCUUACUGAAUACUGCACAGUAUACACUGUACUUAAUACUGCCCACAUAUGUUUUUAAGUUCUGUAGUAUGUGAACCAUAUGCAACAAAUGAACACUUCCGAGUGCAGUAUGCAAUGUAGUUGUCACAUGGCCUCAUUAGUACACUGCAUGUUUAAACAUUAUGUUUUGGCCACUUUUCAAAGACAUCAAAGGCAAUUUUUGCAUUUUAAUGUGUGAAUGAUCACAUAAUACGUCUAGUUUUGGUACUACAGUAAGUAGGCACAUUGCAUUAUGGGAUACUAUACUCUAAAUAUGUAAUGUGCACUGUGGUAAAUGUAAACCAUCAUAUAACAUUAAUGCUGUGCAUGUUAAAGAUACUGCAGAUAUAGUAUGAAUAGUAUGCUAUUCUGAACAUAGCCCCCGAGCAAACCUUAAAGGGACAGUUCACACAAAAAUAAAAAUGUGCUAUUAAUUUUCUUCCCCUUAGGGCAUCAGAAAUGUAGCCGACUUUUUUUCUUCAGUAGAAUAGUAAAGACGUUUAAUCUCAUGUAAUACUGUUGAAAAUGUCAUUGAAAACAGAUUCUGGUUUUAGAGCAUAAAUGCUUAAAGCCAAAGCUGUUUUAGUUCGCAUUUAAUGAUGACACUGCAAUGGCAUAUCAUAGGAUUCAUUCCCAGAUUCGCACAAGUCCUCUUUUUUUCCAGACAUAUUUUGGAUGGUUUUUCUAAAUUGCCUACAAUGUCUGGGUUUUGGAUUUUUUUUCCUUUUGACAAUCUCUCUACACUCCUCAUACAUUAUAUGUCCGUUGUCUGUAGAUCCCUCCUCCUCGCACACCACGAUUGGUUGAAACGUACAAUGCUUGCAUGCUAUUGGUCAAAAUAUUUCAAAAUAUUCAGUCAUUGCCUUCAGCAAGUAUGAAAACAGUAGGGGAAAAGGCAGGGGUGGAGGGGGUGCACCAUACUUUGUUGUAAAUUUGUGGGCAUUCCCAACGAUAACAAAUCUCAGACCCCACAUGCACUUUGUAUAUUAUAGAUAUAUGUCUUUACUGAUUCAAAUAAAUCCUUUUAAUAAUUGAUUUGUUUAAUUUAUUGAUGCACAUAGCGACAUGGAAUAUGAUUUGGUUUGUCGCUCGUAACUGUAAAACUGGAAAUGCAAAGAGGCUUUGUCUCCUAAUAUUAACAAAAUUACUGUUCAUAACCACAGAUGACAAAACCAGAUGCCCAGAUUUUUUUUUUUAUAUAUUAUUCAGUAUGAAAUAUCUUAAGCGGUGCUUUUAUGUCUUUAUAUUUGUAUUUUUGGUUGGCCAAACACCCCUCGCCAUCAAAAGAGAGUUAGUUCAUGAUGUUUAAUGCAUGCCGGCUCUUAUGACGGUGUUCAUCAUUGUGUUGCAUUUAUUGUUUAUUAUUCCCCAGGGAAUAAAUAUGUUCCCGAUGACUCUGAAUGUUUUUUUGGUAGGAUGUCAUCUCAAACUUGUUUUAUUUAUCACUGACAGAACUUGUGAAAUGACUAUCUGACCAUUUGCUGUGCACUGUUCAGUUGAUGAUAUAACGAUGUAGCUAUUUUUUAUCAUUUUUAUUUGUUGGCAGUUUUGUAUUUUAUAUUCUUUUUGUAUAUGAGUUCAAGAUAAUGUGUCAAAGAAUUAAUUGCAUAUGAAAACCCUUUACUUGCAAUGCAAACUGAUACAGUUUUUAAUGAAAAUACACAUGUAAAUAUAAUUAUGAACAAAUUCUGAAUUACUCUGUAUCAGCCUGAUCAUCUAUUCUACAUGAACAGACUUUGCUUUUCCCCAAUCGUUGUACAUAAAUGUCAAUAAACAAUCUCUUGGUA
Molecule: messenger RNA, 7063 nt
Organism: Carassius gibelio (silver crucian carp)
Lineage: Eukaryota; Metazoa; Chordata; Actinopteri; Cypriniformes; Cyprinidae
Product: E3 ubiquitin-protein ligase HECW1
Exons: 29
Coding region: 188-4909 (1573 amino acids)
Biological process (GO): regulation of dendrite morphogenesis
Molecular function (GO): ubiquitin-protein transferase activity; protein binding
Source: RefSeq, a predicted model, not a curated record